UGCGGGGCGCUUUUCGCCCUCCGCUCCCCCGACUUCUUUUUGACUUGAAUAAGCCGGCGGCCCGGUGGAAGGGCCGGCUGGGGGCGCGCACGCGCAGUGAGUGGGCGGCGACUGCCCGCCGGGCUGCACAAUGGGGCUGCUGGUGGCGUGGACGCUGCGGGUGGCUGCCUUGUCCCAGCUGGUCCUCAGCCCGGGGAGCAGCGCCGCAGGUACAAAAUGGAAACAUUUCAUCGACCAGAUUGACAGAGCAGUGGAGGGCUACAGACCAUGUAUAAGGGAGAAUUGCAGUUGCUACCAAAGUGUUAGGGAGCAGGACUUGGCUCCCUUUCAAGGAGGCAUCUCCAAGGAGCUGCUGUCUGAUGUGGUUAGCCGGAAGCUUGGGACACACUACCAGAUCAUCAAGAACAAGUUGUACCGUGAGCAUGACUGCAUGUUCCCUGCUAGAUGUAAUGGGGUCGAACAUUUCAUUCUGGAGAUCAUUGGCCGCCUCCCGGACAUGGAGAUGGUGAUCAAUGUGCGAGAUUACCCCCAGGUCCCCAAGUGGAUGAAGCCAGUCAUCCCAGUAUUCUCCUUCAGCAAGACUUCCGAGUACCAUGAUAUCAUGUAUCCUGCCUGGACGUUUUGGGAAGGGGGACCAGCUGUUUGGCCAAUUUACCCGACAGGUCUUGGGCGCUGGGACUUAAUGAGAGAGGACCUCCGAAGAUCUGCAGAAAAAUGGCCGUGGAAGAAAAAAAUCUCCAAAGGAUAUUUUCGAGGAUCCAGAACAAGCCCUGAGAGGGAUCCCCUCAUUGUUCUGUCUCGAGAGAACCCAGAACUCGUCGAUGCUGAGUACACUAAAAACCAGGCCUGGAAAUCUGAAAAAGACACUCUUGGGAAACCGCCUGCGAAGGAAAUUCCUCUGGUCGAUCACUGCAAAUACAAAUACCUGUUUAAUUUCCGGGGGGUAGCAGCCAGUUUCCGCUUCAAACACCUCUUCUUGUGUGGCUCAUUAGUCUUUCACGUAGGGGAAGAGUGGCUGGAGUUCUUCUACCCACAGCUGAAGCCUUGGGUACAUUACAUCCCAGUCAAACCAGACCUUUCUGAUGUCAGGGAGCUGUUGCAGUUUGUGAAGGAAAAUGAUGAUCUAGCACAAGAAAUUUCAGAGAGGGGGCACCAGUUCAUCAUGGACCACUUGCAGAUGGAGGACGUCUCUUGUUACUGGGAGACUCUGCUGACUGAAUACUCUAAAGCUCUGACUUACAAAGUUAAGAGGAGGAAAAACUAUGAUGAGAUUGUCUCCAAACACUUGAAAACAGAACUUUAAAACCAUUGUGAUUCUCUUUCCAAUUCAAGGCCUGGGGCUGGUGGUCACUGAAAAUCCAAAAACUGGUGUACCUUCUGUUACUCUUCUUCCCUCAGAUUUAUUAUCUCAUACUCUAAAGCAGUGGUUCUCAACCAGGGUCCGUGGACUAUGUCUGAAGUGUCCAUGAAAGUCUUAGACUGAAAACUGACUGAACAGAAUUCAACUACAUCUCUACCCUGAUAUAACGCGACCCGAUAUAACACGAAUUCUGAUAUAAUGCGGUAAAGCAGCACCCCUGGGGGGCAGGGCUGCGCACUCCUGCGGAUCAAAACAAGUUCGAUAUAACGUGGUUUCACCUAUAAUGCAGUAAGUUUUUUUUUUGGCUCCCGAGGACAGCGUUAUAUUGAGGUAGAGAUGUAUAUAUACAGACAAUGUAUUUCCAAAGGGGUCCACACCUCCAUUCAAAAUUUCCAAAGGGGUCUGCAAAUGAAAAAGGUUUGAAAACCACUGCUGUAAAGCUACAGCAAGCAGCAUUGUUGUUACUUCAAAACAGUUUGUGUACCAUGAGAUGGAAUCAUGUUAACUAGACCCCAAACUCCUGGAGAACAGUGCUUAGAGCAGGGAACUGGCAAUCAAGAUUCCUGGGUUUUGUUACCACCCCUAUCUCUAACUCACUAUGAGCCUGAUUCAAAGUCCAUUGCAGUAAGUGGGAGUCAUCAGUGGCCUUUGGAUCAGGCCCCAGGCUCUAUGUGCCCUCAGGCUAAUCAUUUAAACACCUCUGUGCCUCCCUCCGUGUAGGUAUACUCCUGUUUGGGGCAAAUUGCCAACGUUAUUGUGAUUGUGUGAUCGCAGUUUGGGUACAAGUGUUUCCUGUCAGCAGCCGUGGUUGGGAUUUUAGGUUACUGUUAUGGGUAGGUUAGGGUUGUUGUUUUUUUAAGUCUGUAAAGCACCCAGAUGUUAACGCCAUGUUGGACACUAAAAAGUACUUUUGAACAGCUAAACUUCCUACCUCUACUGAGGGGUUUUGAUGAUGGAUGAAUGUUUUUAAAGUGCUCUCUGAUCCUGAGAUGAGAGGUGCAGUCAUAAUGCACAAUGUUCUCUGCCUUUGCUACCCUAAGGUGUAUGCCUCCCAUCCCUUGCAUUUGCCCUAAAUAAUCUCAAGGCCUUGCAUAAAGACCGCCUGUCUUUUGACCAAGGAUAGCUGGAUGGAGGUUUUAGUCUGUGCAUUCCUUUGGACACUUUUACCUUAUGUUUUAAAAAUUGGGUGGUUCUUCAAGAGAUGUUCCUGUGGUUGCUCCACUCCAGGUGUUGGUGCGUCGCUGCGCCUUCGCUCGGAGAUUUUUACAGCAGUACUCGUACCGGUCACGCAUGUGCAGAGCCUGCCCCCUCCCUCCCCUCUGCUCUGAAUGUAUCUUAAUAGUAUGUGUGCCUCCUCAGUUCCUUCUCUACCAUCUCUGGCCUGAGACGGAGCUCAGCAGACUCGUUAGAGACUUUCUCUCCCUUUGUUCAAAUUCCUUCCUGGUUAGUUAGUUUGUUACCAGUAGUACUUAGUUACCAUUUAUCAAAAUAAAUAAAUAUAUUUUU
Malaclemys terrapin pileata is the source of this 2866-nucleotide messenger RNA. It is a transcript of the gene POGLUT1, whose product is annotated as protein O-glucosyltransferase 1. NCBI's taxonomy places the organism in Eukaryota, Metazoa, Chordata, Testudines, Emydidae. The transcript has 11 exons. Bases 131 to 1303 code for a protein of 390 amino acids. The record is from RefSeq and is a predicted model, not a curated record. Gene Ontology annotation, molecular function: UDP-glucosyltransferase activity; UDP-xylosyltransferase activity. Gene Ontology annotation, biological process: positive regulation of Notch signaling pathway; protein O-linked glycosylation. Gene Ontology annotation, cellular component: endomembrane system.